AUGAUGACACCGCCGCCAUCGCACCCGAAUCUCCUCUCCCCGUCCGACUACGACGACGACGCAUCCUCCAUCCAUAGCGAGCGCAGCGAUCGGGACUCCGACACCGAAGACGAUGAAGCAUUAAUAGGUGCGCGAUCCAGCGCAGAUAUCCGCGCGCACGACCGCAGCCUACUGGUCGAAGAGGAAGAGCGUGACCGCUUGCUGGAAGAAAGUCGGAGGCGAGGAAGGAGAGGAAGCUCAAUUGCAGAGACGAUGCGGAAUCCCUUGAAGAAACUGGGCGCUUGGGGACGAAGCUAUGCGGAAUUACCUGGAAUUGACUCGGGGGAAGGAGAAAUAAUGGAUCAUGAUGAGAAGAGGAAAGAGCGCAGGGAGAGGAGGAGGGGCAGUAUCGGUGCGAGUAGCGAGACGGACGGAGGUGACGAGUCGGAUCAGCAGGGCCUGAUGGGGCAGAUACGCCAUGAGAAGGUGCAGAAGAGGAGGAGUUGGCGGAGGUGGUGCUUCAUACAUCUGUUGAUUGCAGGGGGAUUUUCUAUUCUGGUGCUGCUGGCGUGGAAAAUGUCGCUGCAUCGGAAGGGAAUGGUCCCGGUGCAAAAGAUGCUGAGCAAUGGGACGGCGCUAUUUGCGCCUACGACUAUUUUGAUCAGUCUCGAUGGGUUCCGGGCGGACUUUUUGAAGAGGGGGAUCACGCCGACUUUGAACAAGCUUGUGGCGGAGGGCGUAUCGCCUGUAUAUAUGAACCCGAGUUUCCCGUCUGUCACGUUUCCGAACCAUUACACGCUGGUUACGGGACUGUAUCCUGAGUCGCAUGGUGUGGUUGGGAAUUCGUUCUGGGACGUGGAGCUGAAGGAGGAGUUCUUUUACACGGAUUCGAAUGCUAUGCAGCCGAAGUGGUGGGGUGGAGAACCUCUGUGGGUGACGGCUGAGAACCAGGGGAUUAGGACUGCUGUUCAUAUGUGGCCUGGGAGUGAGGCCCAUAUCAUGGAAAUUGAGCCUACGUUCCUGGAUAAAUAUAAUGGUGAAGAAUCUCUGGAAAAUAAGGUGAAGAGGAUCUUGGAAUUGCUGGACAAGCCAGGAGAGGAGAACGAGUUGGCAGAGGUCGCCAGCAUGAGACCGCAGCUGAUUGCUGCCUACGUCCCGAACGUCGAUGUGAAUGGGCAUCGUUUCGGACCCAACAGCACAGAGAUUAUGGCAACAAUCAAAGAUGUCGAUACCAUGCUUGAACAAAUAUUUCAAGGCCUCGGAGCUAGAAACUUGACGGAUAUCGUCAAUGUGGUUGUGGUCUCUGAUCACGGAAUGGCCUCCACCGAUGUUACUCGUCUCAUCCAGCUAGACGACAUCAUUGACAUGAGCCUCAUCGAGCACAGCGAUGGCUGGCCACUCUUUGGCCUUCGUCCCAAGAACCCCGCCGAUCUCCAGCCUCUCUACGAUAAACUCUAUGAUCAUUCGACAAAACAACCUGGCUUUGACGUCUAUCUUCGGGACAAGAACAUGCCCGAAAGAUAUCACUUCUCAAAGAACGAGCGUAUCGCUCCUCUUUGGAUAGUGCCGAAGACCGGAUGGGCUAUCACUACCAAAGAAGAGUUCAAUGUCGCUGAAGGUAUUGAAAAGGGCCUCGUAUACGCACCACGAGGCCUCCACGGAUAUGACCACGAGCAUCCCCUGAUGCGAGCUAUCUUUGUGGCGAGAGGUCCCGCCUUUCCUCACAAACCGAACAGUCGUGUUGAGCCUUUCCAAAACAUCGAAGUCUACAACAUCAUUUGCGACUCUUUAAACAUCAUCCCCAGACCCAAUAACGGCACUAUCCGCCUUCCGCUUAAGCCAGUCGGCGUCCACAGCGAAGAAUCUUCACCUGAAUUACCCCAUGACCCCCCCGACUGGACUAUUCUCACCGCACCCGCCUCACAGUCUACACUAGUGCCCUCAUCAACCUCCACUCCUUCCACAGUCUCGAAACCUGCCCCGGAACUUACCCCGGAACCUGCCCCGGAACCCGCCCCAGACGCCAUCAUCUCCAUCUCUCCAAUCGAGGUCUCUCCUCCCGCCGACUCCAAAGAAGCCUCUCCCGUUCUGAUUGGCGUCGAUCCGCCCGAGGCGCCGGUCCCCGAAAGACCGGUUAUAGCCGACGAGAGUGAGAUGACGCAGCAUGGGAAGGACUUUUGGGAGUGGAUCAAGGGAAAGCUGGACGGUGCCAAAGGCUGGGUUGGGGAACUGUUGGGGAGCGCGAAGGGCGCUGAGAAGGAGGGGCAGGAGGAGGUCAAGCAGACGGAGGUCAAGCAGGCGGAGGUCAAGCAGAAUAAGACGGUUUGA
Messenger RNA from Drepanopeziza brunnea f. sp. 'multigermtubi' MB_m1, 2307 nucleotides. Lineage: Eukaryota; Fungi; Ascomycota; Leotiomycetes; Helotiales; Drepanopezizaceae. The record is from RefSeq and is a predicted model, not a curated record.